This is a messenger RNA of Cherax quadricarinatus, 1634 nucleotides long. It is a transcript of the gene Polr1C, whose product is annotated as RNA polymerase I and III subunit C. Gene Ontology annotation, biological process: DNA-templated transcription. Gene Ontology annotation, molecular function: protein dimerization activity. NCBI's taxonomy places the organism in Eukaryota, Metazoa, Arthropoda, Malacostraca, Decapoda, Parastacidae. Gene Ontology annotation, cellular component: RNA polymerase III complex; RNA polymerase I complex. The record is from RefSeq and is a predicted model, not a curated record.
GUUGUUGAUAUUCAACAACACUGUGCACGUUGCUGUUAAUACUGUGCACCAGCUGCUGUUAAUACUGUGUACCAGCUGCUAACACUACACGUUGCUGUUAAUACUGUGCACCAGCUUGUUAACACUACACGUUACUGUUAACAGCACCGCUGCUAACUGCACCAGCUGCUGUCAACACUGCACCAGCUGCUGUUAACAAUGCACCAGCUGUUGUUAACACUGCACCAGCUGUUGUUAACACUGCAUCAGCUGCCGUUAACGCACCACCGCUGCUAACACUGCAGCUGCUGUUAAUGCAGCACCGCUGCUGUUAGCAUUGCACCAGCUGCUGUUAACACUGCACCAGCUGCUGUUAACACUGCACCAGCUGCUGUUAACAUUGCAUCAGCUGCUGUUAACAUUGCACCAGCUGCUAACACUGCACCAGCUGCUAACACAGCACUGCUGCUGUUAACAUUGCACCAGCUGCUGUUCACAAGUUAACACUGCAGCAAACUUUAUAAAGCUUUAUAACUUUUCCAACUAAAAAUGGAGACAGGAAGAUUAACAAUGGAGGAAUUCCAGUUAGUUAAUAAAACUGACGGCCUAACUAUAUCCUCAAAGAAGAAAAACGUCAAGGAGAGUAAGGCAGCCGAGGCCAGCAUUGCAAAUUGCAAGGUUGAAAUUAUAAGGAUGGAUCCCUUCGAAAUGGAGAUAGACUUCAUUGGCUUUAACAUCUCUCUUGUAAAUGCUUAUAGAAGAAUUAUACUGGCAGAGGUACCAACAAUGGCAAUAGAGAAGGUGUAUAUGUACAAUAAUACCAGCAUUGUUCAAGAUGAAGUUUUAGCACACAGACUGGGCCUUGUUCCUCUUAAAGUGGAUCCACGAUACUUUGAAUUUCGAAACAAAGAGGAAACAGAGUGGGGUGCUCAGGACUCUGUUAAAUAUUCGCUUAAUGUACGAUGUUCAAAGAAUCCUAAAGCAGCAGCUGAUGAGACUAACCCUGACAUUCUCUACCUUAACAGAAAAGUUAUGUCAUCAAGUCUGAAGUGGAUUCCUUUGGGUAACCAAACUGACAUCUUCCAGGAAGCCAAUAUGCAGCCUCUGCAUCAGGAUAUUUUAUUAGCCAAAAUGAACUCCGGCCAUGAAAUAAACUUGGAAGCAUUUGCUGUCAAAGGUAUUGGUAGUGACCAUGCCAAGUUCCAGCCUGGCCUUGCGUGGUAUCGUCUCUUGCCUGAAAUAGAACUGACUCGAGAAGUUGAGGGUGAGCAAGCUGACCUUCUCCAGAAAUGCUUCUCCCCUGGAGUGAUUGAUGUUGUUACUACUCCAGGAGGGAGAAGACUAGCAAAGGUGAAUGAUACUCGAAAUGAUGCCUGCUCCAGAAAUGUAUUCCAGUAUGAUAGCAUCAAAGACUCUGUUAAGCUCACAAGGAAGACUGAUCAUGUGAUUUUUUUUGUAGAGUCACACAGUGCGCUGAAGAGUUAUGAAAUCUUAGAAGAAGCUGUCAACAUCAUGAUUGGCAAGUGUAGCUUGUUGUUAGCAGAAACUGACAAGCUCAUAGAGAGCAGUGCACCAAGCUAAAUAAAUGCUCUGAUUUUUGGUGUGCAUUGUUAAAAAGUAAAAUAAAAAUUAUGUCCAUAUAAUUUUUAAGGAAU